UGAAUAUAUGUAUGUAUAAAAAUUUGAAUCUGUAUUUCAAUUAUUUCUCUAUUUUGCAGUGGUGUGAGUAUUCCAAUUCUGUUCUCAAUACUAGUAGGUAUACAAUUAAAUCCUUCAUUCAAGUCAAUAAGCACAACAUCAACUCCUAAUGCCGUUGUUAGGUUUACGUUGGCGCAGCCUGCGCCUCAUUGUCCCUCGUACAUUCACAGAUGCUGCUGCCUGCACUUUACUCUCUGUUGCCAUCCCAAUUGUUUAUUGGUUUGAGGUAUUUGUUGUGAUGCCACGAGUGUUCAACAGCUUUUUCCACAAGUUCCAUAUCUGCUUGGGCACAUUUGUGCUGCUCAAUAUCAUCACUAAUUUUGUGGUGAUCAUGUUGAUUGACACCUCAACCAAAGGACACAUCAUGCCAGCCACAGUGCCUAAAGGCUGGCAUGUGUGCGCUCCUUGUGAGAACGUGGCGCCUCCAAGAGCCCGUCACUGUGGGUCCUGUGGCUGCUGUAUCCUCAAGCGCGAGCAUCACUGCAUCUUCACUGGCUGCUGCAUCGGCCUCUACAACCACCGAUACUUCUUCUGCUUCCUCGUCUACAUGUGGCUCUCCACGCUAUAUUGCUCUGUAGUCAAUGCCUUCUUCAUAUCGCCCUACAUAGAGGAGGACAGCAUCGCGUGGACGAGCGUGCGCGUGGUGCUGCCUGGCCUGUGGCUCAUAGUGAACCCUUCAGUGGAGACGCUCUACGGCUUCCUCUUCUCCCUGAACGUCAUAGGCUGCUUGUUCUUGUCCGUGCUGCUCUACUACUACACACGUCAGCUCCUCACCAACACCACCACACGCGAGCGCUCAGAGAACAGUGCCAUCUCGUACGACAAGGGCACGCUCCACAACAUCCAGGUGGUACUUGGGAGGCGCUGGUACCUGACGUGGUUGUUCCCUCUGGUUCCCUCAACCAUACCCUACGAUGGUCUGGACUGGUCCAAGCAGCUCUUCAAGCCAACGUUUGAAGAUAAAUCCAAGUGAAGAAGAGGCAGUUUUUCUCGAUUCUGUCUUUUAUUCUUCUUUAUGAAUAAAGUUUUUAAACUAAGUAUUACACAGGAGAGUGAAGCGUUGAGCAAACAUGUAGUGCAGCUUCUGAUUGAUCGCUCAUAUCUUUAAUAAAUGGUUAGUAAUACGUUCCUGACUUGAUGUGACCUCGUUUAUAUGUUUACCUCAGUCUUUGCAUUUGAAGCUGCUUUUCAAGACAAUAUUCGUAACAUUCGUGUCUCGGCUUGUAAAAUACCACCGUCGUAUUCGUGUUUCUGUUACCUGUAGCUCGAAAUACUUCGUAAUUCUAUUCCAGAUUAGAAAUAAUGUAAGUUUGUAGCUACUUAAUACUCAUUUUGAACCUACCAAAGGAUCUUUUAUGUAUAGCUUUAAGGCCACUGCCAAACUCGUGUAAGAAUAUUUUGAAUUUAUUGGUAAGUUUACACUAAAGACAUAAGAUCUCAUUGUUUAGUCAUUACUCAUGUCUAGUCUUGGUUCAUGUGAUUUUUACCAGAUUGUCCUCUCUAUUUUAAUUAUGUUCAAAGUAAUUUAAGAUUUGAUUGUGAUUAAGGUAAGUCAUCUUAAGCGUUCUCGUUUAGUGGCGAAAGUUUAUCCUGGACUCGGGACUGGACUCUUCGUGGGAACAUCUGCUACCACCUUUGGGUGCAUUUGUAAUGCGUAUUUGGAUGCCCGCUGUGUGUCAUGAUGUUGAUCGUUGCUCUUUCUUGUAUAAUUCAAUCAAAUGUGUCAAAUCACUUGAAUAUUUCCAUUUAAUAUAUCAUAGUCAUUUAAUAGCAAAGGAUGAAUAUUUGAAAUUUUUCGUAAUUUCUGAAAUAUUGAUCGGGUUCUCUCUACCAUGUCCACUGACAACAUUCUAUUCCGAAACAAAUGAUAAUAAUUGUCUGGUAAUAUAUAUAUUUUUAUUACUUAUGCAUGGAUUAGGUUAAAAUGAUUGAAUAUCUGGAAGAAUUUUUGUACCGCUGUGUGUGAUUAUAGGUUGCUUAUUUUCGAAUAGCGAUUAACGGACAAAGGAUGCCAACGCAGAAAGUAGGCUGAUGAAGAAUAACCUGUUUUAUUAAGAGUUUUUUACUUCACUUAAGUGCUGAUUAAUUGAGUUAUCCAAUUGCCUGCUUUUGGAGAAUUGUUGUGAAUGCUUAGCUUUAGUGUUUUGAUUGUCUUUUCUGGUUCUAAUGUUCUCGGUCAGUAAAAAUUUCUUUGUUUCCCGGUUAAUAACCAUUUCAUUUUGCCGCCAUUAAUUGUAAUUCAAUUGAUUUCCUUGCUGGGAAAUGCGAAAGCGUUGCAGAAUUUUCCACUUUGACUGAUGCUUCCAAUUGCGUUUAUAGCUUUUUGUAUUUCCAUUGUGGACUACGAAAGUUCUAAAUACAUUGCUCGUAAACAGU
Hyalella azteca is the source of this 2415-nucleotide messenger RNA. RefSeq names its product probable palmitoyltransferase ZDHHC24. The coding region runs from base 149 to 1012 and encodes 287 amino acids. The transcript is spliced from 5 exons. NCBI's taxonomy places the organism in Eukaryota, Metazoa, Arthropoda, Malacostraca, Amphipoda, Hyalellidae. The record is from RefSeq and is a predicted model, not a curated record. Gene Ontology annotation, molecular function: palmitoyltransferase activity.